ACUAAAAUAAUCAAAAAGUCAAAACAUUAUCAGCUGUAAAAAAAUAAAUAAAAGAAAAUUGGUAUUAUGAAAAUUUCAACGUAAAAUUGAAAAACUAAUGAAAAUGUGUUAUAAGAUUACAUUGUUGUACAAUAAUUAUUUACAUAAAUCAGUGAUGUUAAGUUGAAGUUUAAUACUCUUUAUUUUUGUUAUUGUUAUAUAAGUUUCAAUAUUUUACAUUAUUUUAAUAGAUAGAUGAUAGAAUUUUAUGAAAAUGUGUACAAUACCACCACCGCCUCCACCACCUACACUGCCCAACAUCAAUUCACCGACGAAUGUGCAGAAAAACGGACAGAUAAACGAACCGAGUUUUGAUCCAGAAAUAUGUACUUGGGCCUCUGAGCACCCGGAGUUAAGAGAAGCUUGUUUUAAAAACAAGAUCUGUUAUGAAAAACCUCCUUUCGCAUAUAAGUAUAGGUAUUUCGAGUCAAUAUUGCAGAUAGGUCCAACUUGUGGUCUAGUUGCUUUGUCAAUGGCAGUAAAUGGAGAGGCAUCACCAGAUGAAUUGUUAAGCAUCGCUAAAUUAGAAGGUUACACAAGCAACGGAGAAAUGUUCAGCUGUAAGAAUAUGGUGAAACUGACCGAGAAAGCCUUCAGUUUAGCAGAAGUAGAGGGUGUUUGCUGUACAUUGAAAAAAGGAGGUCUGUACAGCUCAGAGACUAUAAAAAGACUUCUCAAUGGUGCUGUCCUUUUAGUUCCAUAUGAUGCUGACUGUAAUCACUCGCCUUGCUUAAAGAACGGUCACACAGCUCACUGGGCAUUAGUAUGCGGCAUUAUCAUCAUAAAUCACCCUGGAGAAGACUUCAUUAGUGAUCAGAAAAAUGUCUAUGUACUUUGCAGACAUGGCAAGUCCAAAUAUGUAUCAGCCUGGAACUUAUAUGAUCUUGCACAGAGCAACAAUAAUCUAUACGAGUUUUCUCCAAAAAAGGGGGCUGAUGGGUUAGUCUAUGUCCUUCCUGAGGGGGGUAUAGGAGGGGAGAAUGGAUUGAGGGACCAAUUUUUAAUAUUCGAAGGCUAUUGAAUAUUUUAGAAUAAGCACAAAUGUUAAAACAUAUCUGUUUCUACUUUCUUUAUCACAUCCAUAAUAAAAGAUUUCAUUAUUGCACAAAAAGUACACUUGCAUAUUAAACUGUCAAACACCAAGCGGUCACCAGUGACCGCAACCUAUUGUUCUAUAAUUGUGUCUACAAAACCGGUACUCGACGAGUUAAAUGCAAUAUGCAAACCUACUUUCAAUACAUUGAAUACAUUAACAGAGGAUGUAGCAUAUUUUUUAAAGAAAUAAGUACUCAAUUAUAUUGACCUACAAUAAGAUUGAUUUCUUUUAAGUGAUUUAUGAUACUACGUCAUAUGAUACAUAUGAGUCUGUUACGGCCUAGUAGAAUAAUUAGAGAGAUGACGACCAAAAUUUUUGUCUCAUACCAAUAUGGCCAAAACCGUCUCAAAUCGAUAGAUACGAUUAUCCUGAACUCGAAAAUACCAAUAUCAGACAUUUUCCGCGUAGCGUUUG
Molecule: messenger RNA, 1549 nt
Organism: Spodoptera litura
Lineage: Eukaryota; Metazoa; Arthropoda; Insecta; Lepidoptera; Noctuidae
Product: actin maturation protease
Source: RefSeq, a predicted model, not a curated record